CCGCCUUCCGGAGCGCGAACAUGGCCACCCCGGCGACGUGCACCCGCUUCACCGACGAGUACCAGCUCUACGAGGAGCUCGGCAAGGGAGCCUUCUCCGUAGUCCGCAGGUGUGUGAAAAAAUCCGCUUCCCAGGAAUACGCUGCCAAGAUAAUCAACACCAAGAAGCUGUCGGCCAGAGAUCAUCAAAAACUGGAACGCGAAGCUCGGAUUUGCCGACUACUAAAACAUCCGAAUAUCGUGCGGCUUCAUGAGAGUAUUUCGGAGGAAGGAUUCCACUACCUCGUCUUUGAUCUGGUCACCGGCGGGGAACUCUUUGAGGAUAUCGUUGCCAGGGAAUACUACAGUGAAGCAGACGCCAGCCACUGCAUUCACCAGAUUUUGGAGAGCGUCAAUCAUAUUCAUCAGCAUGAUAUUGUACACAGGGACUUAAAGCCGGAGAACUUGCUACUGGCCAGCAAGUGCAAGGGCGCGGCGGUCAAGCUGGCGGACUUUGGCCUCGCCAUCGAAGUGCAAGGGGAGCAACAGGCCUGGUUCGGAUUUGCUGGCACACCGGGCUACCUGUCCCCUGAAGUCUUAAGAAAAGAUCCUUAUGGAAAGCCGGUGGAUAUCUGGGCGUGUGGAGUUAUUCUGUAUAUAUUACUCGUGGGGUACCCACCCUUUUGGGAUGAAGAUCAGCACAAGCUCUAUCAGCAGAUCAAAGCAGGGGCCUAUGAUUUUCCAUCUCCGGAGUGGGACACGGUCACUCCCGAAGCCAAGAACUUGAUCAACCAGAUGCUGACCAUAAACCCAGCCAAGCGCAUCACCGCCGAUCAGGCACUUAAGCACCCAUGGGUGUGUCAACGAUCCACUGUGGCCUCUAUGAUGCACAGGCAAGAGACUGUGGAGUGCUUGAGAAAGUUCAACGCCAGAAGGAAGCUCAAGGGCGCAAUCCUCACAACCAUGCUGGUGUCUCGGAAUUUUUCAGUUGGCGGCAGGCAGAGCUCCGCUCCCGCUUCGGCCACCCUGAGCGCUGCUGCCGGCCUGGCUGAGCAAGCUGCCAAAAGCUUACUGAACAAGAAGUCAGAUGGCGUCAAGAAAAGGAAGUCCAGCUCCAGCGUGCAUUUGAUGCCACAGAGCAACAACAAAGCCAGUGUAGUAAGCCCGGGCAAAGACACCCCCUCAGUGCCGAUGGCCAUGGAACCACAAACUACCGUUGUCCACAAUGCUAAUGAUGGUGUGAAGGGUUCCACGGAGAGCUGUAACACCACCACUGAAGACGAGGACCUGAAGGCCCCCCCACUCUCCAUCGGGGACAGCGGUUCGAUGCUCGAAGGACGGAGUCACUCCGAGAGCAAACCCCAGACCGAAUCCCUCCAGUCCCAGCUUUCUCUCUGUUACUCAGCCACGACUGCCACACAGUCUUGUGAAGAGAAACUUCUUGCCUGGGACAGCCCAAGGCAAACGGUGGAGUUGGAUCGCGCUCAAUCGGAGCCUGACCUAACUCCAGUAGUUCCGUUUAUGCUUAACAGUCCACCAUUGCGCAAGCAAGAGAUCAUCAAGAUAACAGAGCAGCUGAUCGAAGCAAUCAAUAAUGGAGACUUCGAGGCUUACACGAAGAUCUGUGACCCAGGAUUGACUUCCUUUGAGCCGGAAGCGCUGGGGAACCUCGUGGAGGGGAUGGACUUUCACAAGUUUUACUUUGAAAACUUACUGUCCAAGAACAGCAAGCCAAUCCACACCACCAUCUUGAACCCCCACGUUCACGUCAUUGGCGACGACGCAGCCUGCAUCGCCUACAUCCGCCUGACACAGUACAUCGAUGGCCAAGGCCGGCCUCGCACCACGCAGUCGGAAGAGACCCGCGUCUGGCACCGCCGCGACGGCAAGUGGCUGAACGUCCAUUACCACUGUUCUGGGGCUCCAGCAGCUCCGCUCCAGUGAAGCUGAAACAUGGCUUUCGGAGAUACUCAGCGGGAGGGCAAUAUCUUCUCAGCAAGCAGCUCUGGAGUGCCUGGAUCACAGCGACGGUCACGUUUGUUUUGACGUCGAAAAAAAAUAAA
Euleptes europaea (tarantolino) is the source of this 2041-nucleotide messenger RNA. It is a transcript of the gene CAMK2G, whose product is annotated as calcium/calmodulin dependent protein kinase II gamma. The transcript is spliced from 24 exons. NCBI's taxonomy places the organism in Eukaryota, Metazoa, Chordata, Lepidosauria, Squamata, Sphaerodactylidae. The coding region runs from base 21 to 1922 and encodes 633 amino acids. The record is from RefSeq and is a predicted model, not a curated record. Gene Ontology annotation, cellular component: neuron projection; cytoplasm. Gene Ontology annotation, biological process: protein phosphorylation. Gene Ontology annotation, molecular function: calcium/calmodulin-dependent protein kinase activity; ATP binding; calmodulin binding.